Gadus macrocephalus (Pacific cod) is the source of this 1228-nucleotide messenger RNA. Its product is annotated as tumor necrosis factor receptor superfamily member 1B-like. The record is from RefSeq and is a predicted model, not a curated record. Gene Ontology annotation, molecular function: protein binding. Lineage: Eukaryota; Metazoa; Chordata; Actinopteri; Gadiformes; Gadidae. Gene Ontology annotation, biological process: positive regulation of cytokine production involved in immune response; positive regulation of T cell migration; defense response to Gram-positive bacterium. The coding region runs from base 59 to 496 and encodes 145 amino acids. The transcript has 4 exons. Gene Ontology annotation, cellular component: external side of plasma membrane.
CUUGCUACCCCUGGAGUCAGCCUGCUGCAGGCUGCCCAGGCCAUCCUCCAGGCGGAAGAUGGGGAAAGGCCCUGGGAUGUCGCCCUGGGAGAGCGUGGCCUACCGAGGGCUUUUCCAAGUCCUACGAGAACAAGGUCUGGUAGCAGAACGGGAGUGCACCAGAGAACAGGACUCAGCCUGCACCGUAUUGGAUGGCUUCUACUGCCAGGAGCCCAACCAGGAAUCAGGCUGCACUCUGGCUCAGAAACACACCCAGUGUAAUGGUGUCCAGAUGACUAAAUUACCUGGAACCAGGGGCACUGACACGGUCUGUGAGGACUGCAAGACUGGGUAUUAUUCUACAGAUGGUAAUAAAUGUACAGAAUGGAAAAGCUGCGGGAAUGGAAAGGUGCUGCAAAAGGGAAGCCAAACCAAAGACGCGGUCUGCAACACAGCCCCAAGAAGACAUCACUAUGUUGUAAUAUUAUCAGUGCUGCUGCCGUUGUUGCCUGGUUAGUUAAAUGAGAAAUCAGGUGUAAAAUGGAUCUGGGAUAUGUUUGGUAUGAUAACGAGUUGGAAUGCUCGUUUGGGAGCAAAAAAGUGCAUAUAGACGUAUUCUUAAGUUGGCUGUUUUUAGCCGAUUCUACCAAAACGCUAUAAACUUGGAACGAUAGGGGCAUGUCUCAUGGUAAAAACUAAAUCGCUAUUUUAAACCACUUCCAAGGCUAGAAGUAGCCCGACACUUCUUUGGUGGUAUAAUAAGGGUCUUAACAUGUAAAACAAGGCUUGAUUACUUUGUAAGUGUACAGAUUGUUUAUUAAAAAGGAUGGGUAGAUUGGCGAACACAGAGCUUGUGACAUCCGUCAACAACACGCAAGCUCUGUGUUCGCUAGGGGUGUAACGGUACACGUAUUUGUACCGAACCGUCACAGUACAGGCACUUCGGUGCGGUUACAGAGGUAUACCGCGAUACGUAAAUGUGGCGUACAUAGCGUUAAUAUGGCGAAUGUAAAGGCUUGUUUUGCGAUGCAGAAUUUAAAACUUGAAGUAGGAGUUCCACACGGACCGUUUAGCCCAAGUAUACUACUCCGACUCUGUAAUCCGACUCCGUAACUACGGAGACCCCUCAGCAGCUCUCCGUCGGGAUGUCGAAUACGCAAUGCAAUUCACCGCCCGAUCUAUCUUAUAUGUUGACUACAAACCAUGUAAGCAAUGUUGUAAAUAAACUUCCAAAGCUUUUCAAAUCUUA